Molecule: messenger RNA, 681 nt
Organism: Alternaria postmessia
Lineage: Eukaryota; Fungi; Ascomycota; Dothideomycetes; Pleosporales; Pleosporaceae
Exons: 1
Coding region: 1-681 (226 amino acids)
Source: RefSeq, a predicted model, not a curated record
AUGCACCGCAACCGCCUUAGAAAGGAUCUAAAGCAAGAUCGCAUCGAGGACAUCACUACCGAUCGCGCACUACUAUGCUUCCUUCGAAAACAAUACCGCCUCCAUCGAGGUCGCUUUCUCCACGCCCUCUCCCUGCAAAGCGUAAAAGGCAUCUCCUUCGUCAAAUUCCGCCUCCCAAUCGGCGGCAGCGUAGACGUACGCCACCACGAUCCAUGCUGCGUUGCCGACACCACAGGUCCAAAAACCUGCGAAUGCAUACCGCCACCACCCAAGGUCGAGCCUUCUCCAGGAGCAGAAUAUCGAUGUAUACCUGGCCCGCCUGCCACAUGCCCACCCAUCCCACCAGUUUACCUUGCAAGCUUAUUCACAUGUCCAACAGAUGUACACGAGAAGGACACCUGGAUACUGGACCAGCUUCCGAAACGUACGUGUGGUGAACUGAAAGGCCAGAUUGGGCAGCCUGCCGAGGGAUGGGGAAUCUAUUACGACGAAGGUUUAGAUGGCGAUAUGCUCGCAUGGACUAUUCUAAUCGUGUUUCUCGUAGCUAGUCUGCUUUUUGGUGUGCUUUGGUCAAAGUUCCAGUACGACAUCCAAGGAGCCUUUGGUGUGAGUGCUUAUAUGGUUGCGUGCUGCGCCGCAGUGCUACCUGUUAUCGUUACGAAGUUGGGAAACAAGGGGUAG